Messenger RNA from Polyodon spathula (Mississippi paddlefish), 1096 nucleotides. RefSeq names its product arachidonate 5-lipoxygenase-activating protein (gene alox5ap). Gene Ontology annotation, molecular function: glutathione transferase activity; leukotriene-C4 synthase activity; glutathione peroxidase activity. The coding region runs from base 2 to 550 and encodes 182 amino acids. The transcript has 5 exons. Gene Ontology annotation, biological process: leukotriene biosynthetic process. NCBI's taxonomy places the organism in Eukaryota, Metazoa, Chordata, Actinopteri, Acipenseriformes, Polyodontidae. The record is from RefSeq and is a predicted model, not a curated record. Gene Ontology annotation, cellular component: nuclear envelope; membrane; endoplasmic reticulum.
CAUGCAUGUGAUACCACCACCAGCACACAGAAGGGAAGCAGAAAGUGUUUUCACUGGUUCUAAAAUGGACGAGGACAUCCUAGAGAAUAUAGUGCUGCUUACCAUAGUAACUCUGCUGAGUGCGCUGCAAAAUCUAUUCUUUGCUCAGAAAGUGGAACAAGAAGGCAAAACUCACACUUCAAGAAGUUUCCUGAGACCAGGAACCCCUGCGUUUGAGCGUGUCUACUGUGCAAACCAAAACUGCAUGGAUGCUUAUCCAACCUUCAUUGCUGUCCUUUGGAGUGCUGGGAUAUUCUGCAGUCAAGCCCCUGCAGCCUUUUCUGGGUUGAUGUACCUGUUUGUGAGGCAAAAAUACUUCGUUGGCUACAUGGGCGAGACAUCUCAAAGUACCCCAGGUUACAUUUUUGGCAAGCGCAUAAUUUGCUUCCUGUUUCUCAUGUCUGUCGUUGGAAUUGCCAACUACUUCCUCAUCGACUAUUUUGGAAGUGACGUCAAGCAGUACAUUCAAACUCUGGCCAAGGCAUCAUCAGCACUGCUGCUCAUCCCCUAAGAAAACCCGUUAAUCAUGACAAAAAUGAUUACCUGCAAUUGAAUCCAACACAGUGUAUAGGUUUCUAAAUGCAUUUUUGAAAGCACGUUUGUAUUUUUUAAAUGAUUUCUGGUACCAACUUUCAUGCAGUCUUUUGCUAUUUCACUUCCUAGGUUAUUUUCCCUGUAUUUUUGAGGUUUCUGCAUGUUGCUGGCUGCAGAUCACGUCUACCAAUGUGGAAAGCAGCUGGUUGACAGGAAAGAAGAUGAUCAAGGAGGAAAUGUAAGACUAUCUGAAAGUAGGGCUUACAAACAGAGAUUUACUUAACCUAGUACAGUACCAGAUUCAUUAAAAAAAAGAAUGUUUCUUUUAAAAUUGCACAGAUAUUUCAAGUGUAUGAUGGGUAAGAUUUAUAGAUUUAUUUUGUCAACUACAACGCCUUUAAUCAUGUGUCCAAGUAAACUUUUAAGUUUGUUCUGCAGUAAAAGUUAUAUUACAAAGUCUUGAAGCAAUGUCAUUUAUCAUGCUGUUAAUGCGGCCAAUAAAAUUAACCUGGCUUUUUAUUUA